Molecule: messenger RNA, 1772 nt
Organism: Hypoxylon fragiforme
Lineage: Eukaryota; Fungi; Ascomycota; Sordariomycetes; Xylariales; Hypoxylaceae
Product: proline-specific peptidase
Exons: 2
Coding region: 530-1462 (310 amino acids)
Biological process (GO): proteolysis
Molecular function (GO): peptidase activity
Source: RefSeq, a predicted model, not a curated record
UGUAGCUUUUGAGUGUCAGUUACAGACAAUAAUACGGUCACUGACGGUAUCUACUAGGUACACUUCCCCAAUUUUGUGUACUUUUUAGGUAUUCUAUACUGCAUCGUCGUACAAAAAAGGGGGGGUUAGGUCGAUUGAGUUGAUUCGACGUUGUACUUGUACUACCACAUCAAUGAUAGUACCUACCGAUAUUGAACACCCUCACCUCCCUCGCUUCAAUGUUCCUCACUUCCACACUUGCUUUGACUUUCUCACUUCCAAGCUUCCCAACUCGAAGUUCCUCCCUACAACCAAUCUACAUUGUACCUCUAAUCUCCGCUUUACCAUCCCACCAUUACGUACCUACAAUCCAUCCCUCGUUCCUCAUUCCUCGUUCCUCUUCUUGUCGUCUCACAUUUAACAUUGAAUAUUAAUCACAGAGCAUUGGACCGCUUUCCAAGGUUGCAGCCAAGUACUUGGUAGGUAUCAUAUAGACAAUACUUUCCAGUCACACUGAAUCCUUGGACAAUUCCGGGUAUUUCCAAUCAACAUGGCACCCUUACCAGUAGCCGAAGGCGAAGUGGACUUUAACGCUCCAGGGGCCGGGAAGCCCUGCAAGACCUGGUACAAGAUCGUCGGCAGUCUCGAAUCUGGCAAGACUCCGCUGGUCACUCUCCACGGCGGGCCCGGCGCCGGCCACGAGUACCUAGAGCCAUUAAUCGACGUCUACGAGCAACACGGCAUCCCCAUCGUCUUCUACGACCAGAUAGGCUGCGGCCGAUCCACACAUCUGCGGGAAAAGCCAGGCGACGUCAACUUCUGGACCUUUGACUUGUUCAUUAAGGAGCUCGACAACCUGCUCGACCAUCUGAAGCUGCGCGAUGGCGGCUUCCACCUGUUUGGCCAGAGCUGGGGCGGCAUGCUCGGCGGCGCAUACGCCGCGCGCAAGCCCCGCGGCCUCAAGAAGCUGAUUAUAGCCGGUGGGCCCGCCAGUAUCCCGCUCCUCGUUAAGGGCUAUGAUGAUCUCUUUGCGCAGCUACCGCCUGAUGUGCGCGCUGUCCUCGAAGAGUGCAAUAAGCGCGGCGACUACGAAAGUGAGGAGUUCGAGAAGGCCGCUGCGGUCUUCUAUUCUCGAUAUGUAUGUCGCAUGGACCCACAUCCCGAGGGGGUAAAGGCGGCGUUCAAGAACCUAAAGGACGACCCGACUGCAUAUCUUACUCUGCAAGGUCCGUCAGAGUUCAUCAUCAUCGGCUCUUUCAAGGAUUGGGAAGGCUAUCACGAUGCGCAUAACAUCGAAGCCGAGACGCUGCUCAUCAAUGGGCGGUACGACGAGGCACAUGACCUUUGCGUCGAGCCUUGGUUUAGGACUAUUCCAAAGGUCAAGUGGAUUACGCUUGAGAACUCGAGUCAUAUGGGACAUUAUGAAGAGCGUGAACGUUUCAGCAAAAUCACAGGCUCUUUCCUUGCGGGCGGGGUGCCUUGAGAUGGUGGGUAUCAUAGAUGCCCUUUUGGUUUGUGGUAAAGUAUGCGGCUAUGAGAUUAUCCGAUGAUAGUGAGGAAUUUGAUGAUCACAGGUGAUGGAAAUUGGAACCGGAGGGAGCAAUGGUACUUAUACCAAGAUGCCUUGCUUACCUAGUAGAUAUCUAGUAGUUUGCCGAGGGGUUGGUUUAUAUAAUGGUUAGAAGAACAGAAGCACUUCAGGCGCUACCUAUCAUAUAAGGAUGCGAGGGGUCUAAUGAUGGUUAUGAUGUCAAACUACCAAAUAGCAACCCAACUCACUACAACUUAAUGUG